AGAGGCCCACCAGAACCAAAAGAAUGUUGGUUUGAUCUAGACGAAAAAAAUAUACAUCUGAUAAGCCUGACUGAUCCGAUCACUGGUGAGAUUACCUUCAAGUGUUUAGAUGGUCUAGUGAAUCAUUUUAACACAAGCAUAUUGGAAGCCAUGAGAUGUAAUAUGGAUAUAAAAUUCAUCAGAUCAGGACCAGCUGCAAAAGCGAUACUGUAUUAUAUAACUGACUACAUCACAAAGUCUCAGUUAAAAACUCAUGUUGCAUUAGCUGCAAUGGAAACAGCAAUACACAAGUUAGAAAUAUAUGAUUCAAACCAUGAUGAUUGCACAUUGCAAGCAAAAAAGAUGCUGCAAAAAUGUGCUCACUCAAUGAUCUCUCACCAGGAAUUAUCGGCUCAGCAAGUCUGUUCAUAUCUCAUGGACUUUGAGGACCAGUUUACAAGUCACAAGUACCAUGGAUUGUAUUGGACCAAUUUUGAAUCCUUCAUUGAAGAAUGCAAUCCA
Molecule: messenger RNA, 501 nt
Organism: Suillus discolor
Lineage: Eukaryota; Fungi; Basidiomycota; Agaricomycetes; Boletales; Suillaceae
Exons: 1
Source: RefSeq, a predicted model, not a curated record